CAGUUCACAAGGUGUGGUGCACUCAUUUUCAGGUGUGGCCUCCUUUGGGAACCAAGGGAAAGCUCUUCUUCCUGCUUGGUUUCUACCUUUAACCCGUGGGAAUAUACCCUGAUACAUCGAAACUACAAUCCAGGCCCAAGAGAGCAAGGCCAAGAAAAAGGUCAAGAUGGGGUUUAUAUUUUCAAAAUCUAUAAAUGAGAACAUGAAAAGCCAGCAGGAGUUCAUGCUUAUGAAUGCCCGACUUCAGCUGGAAAGGCAGCUAAUGAUGCAGAAUGAAAUGAGAGAAAGACAAAUGGCUCUGCAGAUUGCUUGGUCUCGGGAAUUCCUCAAAUAUUUUGCAACUUUUUUUGGUAUUGCAGCCAUCUCUUUAACAGCUGGAGCAAUUAAAAAGAAGAAGCCUGCCUUCCUCUUCCCUAUCGUUCCAUUAGGAUUUGUCCUUACCUACCAGUAUGACAUGGGCUACGGGACCCUUAUACAAAGAAUGAAAGAUUGUUGGAAUGCUGUGAUAAUUUGCAAAUUGUAGCCUGCCCUGUUGGGUUUGGAGUAUAAAUUAAUUGUGUGUUAAAAGAGGAAUACUUCAAGAAAACAACUGCCUUUAUUCCCAAGGAGAGUUUAUGGAAUGUCAACAACAUAUAUUAUAGUUUUUCAAAAUUUCGCUAGUCUUCAACAAUAAAAGUUGGCAAAUGUCACUGUGCCCAAGAAAUUACUAGCUAUUAUUUAAGAGGAAUUGUUUAUAAAAAUGUGUAUAUGUAUGUAUAUAUGGACUAAAGAACAUUUCAUAUUAUUUGGGGUAUUUAUAAGUAGUUUCAAGUCAAAGAUUAGCUUUCCUGAAAAAUUAGAGUUUUUUAGUAAACUUUAUUUUCUUCUCACGUCACUUAUGAUAUAAUAAGGGGCAACAAGAAGAACUAUAUGGGGUUUCACCACCCUAAACCCCUCCUAACACAACUAAUAGUUAUCAUCCUGACUUUCCUUCAAGGAAAAAAAAUAUUACUUGGUAUUCUUUCUCUUCUACAUUUUAAAAUGCUGUCUUCUGUCAAAUAAAGUCUCUGGCAACUUAUUUAUCUCUUUAUGAAUCUUCAGAAUUCAUUAUUGUGUUUCCUUUGGGAAGUCACUUCACCGGGGACAGUGGGUAAAAUAUUUAACUGUGAGAUCUGGGGGCAUGCCUCCACACAGUGUUACAGCAUGUCAGUGGAACACAACAAGUAGGUCUUCUCACAAAAUGCUGAUGACCCUUUUGUCACCUUGCACAUUUCUGUACUU
Kogia breviceps (pygmy sperm whale) is the source of this 1260-nucleotide messenger RNA. Lineage: Eukaryota; Metazoa; Chordata; Mammalia; Artiodactyla; Physeteridae. The record is from RefSeq and is a predicted model, not a curated record.